Molecule: messenger RNA, 1465 nt
Organism: Camelina sativa (false flax)
Lineage: Eukaryota; Viridiplantae; Streptophyta; Magnoliopsida; Brassicales; Brassicaceae
Product: ribose-phosphate pyrophosphokinase 5, chloroplastic
Biological process (GO): 5-phosphoribose 1-diphosphate biosynthetic process; purine nucleotide biosynthetic process; ribonucleoside monophosphate biosynthetic process
Cellular component (GO): ribose phosphate diphosphokinase complex; cytoplasm
Molecular function (GO): magnesium ion binding; ribose phosphate diphosphokinase activity
Source: RefSeq, a predicted model, not a curated record
UAAGUAGAAGAAGAAAAGACUCUUUUACUGUGUUUACGACGACGACGAGCUUUUCUCAAAACCCUAAAAUCUCGCUCUCCGUCUCCGGAUCCUAAUUCUCGAACAUGGCGUCUCUUGUUCAACCAUCGCCUACUUUGCCGGCGCUACAUCUCCGCCGCUCUUCUCUGAUUCGUCCCCCUUCUUCUUCUUCUUCCGUUCGAUUUCCUCUCAAGUGUAACGCGGCGGAUCCGUACAAGUUCGACGGCGGAAACUCCUCCGGUUUUCAUCUGCUUACAGGCGACACCGUUCCCGCAAGUUUUUCGAGGACUCGUUUGGAAGAUUCGAUUUACAAGAACACCACACGCCUCCGUAUCUUUUCCGGCACUACUAAUCCUGCCUUAGCUCAGGAGAUUUCUUGCUAUUUGGGUCUGGAUCUUGGGAAAAUUAAGAUUAAACGUUUUGCUGAUGGUGAGAUCUAUGUUCAGCUGCAAGAGAGUGUUAGGGGAUGCGAUGUGUUCCUUGUACAGCCUACAUGCCCACCUGCUAAUGAAAACCUUAUGGAAUUGCUUGUUAUGAUUGAUGCUUGUCGGAGAGCAUCUGCCAAAACUAUCACCGCUGUGAUUCCUUACUUUGGUUAUGCUCGAGCUGAUAGAAAGACUCAAGGACGUGAAUCUAUUGCAGCUAAGCUUGUGGCAAAUUUGAUAACACAGUCUGGUGCAGACCGUGUCCUUGCUUGUGAUCUUCACUCAGGACAGUCUAUGGGCUACUUUGACAUUCCAGUCGAUCAUGUUUAUGGCCAGCCUGUGAUACUUGAUUACCUAGCAAGUAAGGGCAUAUCCUCUGAUGAUUUGGUGGUAGUUUCACCUGAUGUUGGUGGUGUCGCAAGGGCUCGUGCUUUUGCCAAGAAGUUAUCUGAUGCACCUUUAGCAAUAGUUGAUAAAAGACGUCAUGGGCACAAUGUUGCAGAGGUGAUGAACUUAAUUGGGGAUGUUAAAGGGAAAGUAGCUAUAAUGGUGGACGACAUGAUUGACACAGCAGGAACUAUAAGCAAAGGUGCGGCUCUGUUACACCAAGAAGGAGCAAGAGAAGUAUACGCCUGUACCACUCAUGCUGUUUUUAGUCCUCCUGCAAUCAGCAGACUAUCGAGCGGACUGUUUCAAGAGGUUAUCAUAACCAACACGAUUCCUUUGUCAGAGAAAAACUAUUUUCCUCAGCUUACAGUUCUCUCAGUAGCAAACCUUUUGGGGGAGACCAUAUGGCGUGUUCACGAUGAUUGCUCGGGAGCCAUUGAGCCAUUUUCGACAUUGGGGAUUGAUUGAGUGAUGCAACAGCGGUAAAGAAUCGACUUGCAGACUCUCACAGUAGUAUGAAUUUUCUGAUAAUGUACAAAUUCUUUUGUGUUGUAAAUGUUAGACGUGAGUGAUUGUUAAGAACAGAACACUUUUGUAGAGAAGAGAGUAAUGGAACCAGCUUUUUGAACUUCUAA